Molecule: messenger RNA, 1108 nt
Organism: Thamnophis sirtalis
Lineage: Eukaryota; Metazoa; Chordata; Lepidosauria; Squamata; Natricidae
Source: RefSeq, a predicted model, not a curated record
CAUUUUUGUUCAAGUUAAUCCAGGUGAAACUUUUACCAUAAGGGGUGAAGAUGGAACUCUUCAGUGCAUUCAAGGACCUGCAGAGGUACCCAUGAUGUCCCCCAAUGGAUCUAUUCCUCCCAUACACGUGCCUCCAGGUUAUAUAUCACAGGUAUUAGAAGACAGCACAGGCGUUCGGAGGGUGGUUGUCACACCCCAGUCUCCAGAGUGCUAUCCUGCUAGCUAUCCUUCUGCCAUUUCUCCAACGCACCACCUACCACCAUACCUCACUCAUCAUCCUCAUUUCAUUCAUAACUCUCAUACAGCUUUCUACCCGCCUGUUACUGGGCCUGGAGAUAUACCACCUCAGUUUUUUCCUCAGCAUCAUCUUCCGCCUACCAUUUAUGGAGAGCAAGAAAUCAUAUAUGGAAUGUCAAGUUUCAUAAACAGGGAAGAUCAGUACAACAAACCGCAGCACAAAAAAAUCAAAGACAGGCAGAUCGAUCGCCAGAACCGCUUGAACAGCCCUCCAGCCAUCUACAAGAGCCAUCCAGCGUGUACGACGGUCUACAACGGUACCCUCAAGACUCAAAACGGGGCCACCAAUGGGGCAGGAGGCAUCGGAGGCAUCAGUGGAGGGGGGAUGCCAGUCAUCAAAAAGGCAGAACGCAGAGCAAGAAGCAGCCCCAAGACCAACGAACAGGAUUUGCAUGAAUGUGACACAGAAACAAAGAAGGUGCAAGAAGUGCUCUCUGGGAUUGAGAAACCACAGGUGUCAAACAUUCAAGCUAGAACAGUUUCGCUCACUUGGUCUCCUCCAAAUGGUCUUUCAAGUGAAGAUAGACUCAGCAAUGGUUUGCCUUAUACUUGUACUUACGAAGUUGCCUUAUCAGACAAAGGGAGGGAUGGAAAAUACAAAACAAUCUACAGUGGAGAAGAAUUGGAAUACAAACUGAAAGAUCUUAGGCCUGCAACAGAAUAUCAUGUCAGGAUACACGCUAUGUACAAUUCCGUGAAAGGAUCUUGCUCAGAACCCAUCAGUUUCAUCACCCGUAGCUGUGCUCCAGAAUGUCCUUUUCCACCAAGGCCUUCACACAGGACCAAAAAUUCAUUGACUUUACAGUGGAAG